AAGUACUCCCAUUUCUCGAAUAUUUGUUUAAAAGGGUCACAACCUGCCUAAACUGUAAAAUAGUAGUUUUACCUCAAACAAAAAUUCAUAAAAAGAAAAUAUGAAUAUCCAAUUCGAUGGUAAAAGAGCUCUAGUUACAGGAGCAGGAAAAGGUAUUGGAAAAGCAGUGACUAUUAGGCUGGCUGAAUGUGGAGCUGAAGUUGUCGCUGUCAGCCGCACGCAAUUAGAUUUAGAUGAAUUGCAAACAGUCAACAAGAAUAUAAAAACGGUUUGCUUGGAUGUUGGUAAUUGGGAAUCUACGAAAUCUGCUAUUGAGAGCAUCGGACCUAUUGACUUGUUGGUAAACAAUGCCGCUAUUAUGAAGCCUGUAAACUUCGGAAACAUGACUGAACAAGACAUUGACGAGACCUACAGCAUUAAUUUAAAGGCAAUCAUAAAUAUUACCCAAAUUGUUGCCAAUGGCAUGAAAGAGCGAGGAAAAGGAGGAUCGAUUGUAAAUGUAUCAAGCAUAGGAAGUUUUAAAUGUACUCAUUAUAUGGGGAUAUAUGGCUCGAGUAAAGGUGCUGUAGAUCAACUAACAAGAUGUAUGGCUACAGAGUAUGGACCUCACAAUAUUAGAGUGAAUGCUGUCAAUCCUACUGCAAUACGCACAAAUAUGGCGGCUGAUGUAUUUAAAGAAGGUAGUGAAUCAGGAAAGAUGUUUACAGAAAGAACACCUCUAAAAAGAUUAGGAGAAGUGGAUGAUAUUGCUUACCCCAUACUAUUUUUGCUGAGUGAAUAUGCAUCCCUGAUUAGUGGGAUAACAUUGCCUAUUGAUGGAGGACUUACAAAUAUUUUUUAGCUAAAAUUAAUUAAUGUUUUCGUGAUAUUCAUGUCAUACGUUGUUAACUAUGACGUUCAAACUACUGAUUAAUACUCUUUUAAACUAAUGAACUUUGAAAGUUAUUUUUGUUAUUUUAUAUAGUAGUAUUGAUUACUAUAGCAAAUAAAAUUUCAAUUUAAAUAUAA
Parasteatoda tepidariorum (common house spider) is the source of this 1008-nucleotide messenger RNA. Lineage: Eukaryota; Metazoa; Arthropoda; Arachnida; Araneae; Theridiidae. The record is from RefSeq and is a predicted model, not a curated record.